GAGGAGAGGUGACAGGAGGUAGGAUGGAAGGAGACAUGACGGGGGCUUCACAUUGGGGUAUGGAAACAGGCAUGGAAACAGGCAUGGAAACAGGCAUGGGAACAGGCAUGGAAAUGAAUACGGGAACAGGUAUGGUGCAGCAGGAUAGCCACAGUAUAGAGGAGGAGGAGGAGGAGGAGGGGUGGAAGGAGGAAGAGGAGGAGGGAUGGAAUGUGGAAGAGGAGGAGGAAGUAUGGAAGGAGGAAGAGGAGGAGGAGGGAUGGGAGGCAGUGCAGGCAUGGUGGCAUGGCGAGUGACAUGAGUCACAGGGCUACCAUUAAUACAGCCAUGGGCGGCGGCACCUUCAAUAAUACCAUGCCGCCGGAGUACAUGCCGAGCAUGCCUGAGCCCAUGCAUGCACGCAUGCCCCAUCCCAUGGGUGCGCACAUGGGUCCACGCAUGCCGCAUCACAUGAGUUCCCACAUGCCUGACCCCACAUGCAUGCGCCCCACAUGCCGGACCCAUGCAUGCAUGCACGGCCCCAUAUGCAUGCGCCCCACAUGCAUGCGCCCCAUAUGCAUGCGCCCCACAUGCAUGCGCCCCACAUGCAUGCGCCCCACAUGCAUGCGCCCCAUAUGCAUGCACCCCAUAUGCCUGAGCCCCAAAUGCCUGAGCCGGGGGACGAGCUGAAUGACUUGUUUGCUCCGAUGGAGGGCUGCGCCUCAUUCGAGGGCCACCAUGCCAUGGGGAGCGUGAUUCUUUCGGACAACAUGAAAGCGUAACAGCAGCACCACCACCACCACCACCAGCAGCAGGAGCAGCAGCAGGAGCAGCAGCUGCACGCCAGGUGUCCGUUACUCAUUCCUCCUUGCCCCCAUCCACACGACAUCCGUCCUCCAUCCCCCCAUUCAUCCUCCUCUGUUCCUCACACCAUCCCUCCACUGUCCUCCAUCCUCCACUUUCCUCCAUCCCUCCACUUUCCUCCAUCCCUCCACUGUCCUCCAUCCCUCCACCUUCCUCCAUCCCUCCACUUUCCUCCAUCCCUCCACUUUCCUCCAUCCCUCCACUUUCCUCCAUCCCUCCACCUUCCUCCAUCCCUCCACCUUCCUCCAUCCCCCCCACCACCUCCCUCGGCUUCUCAGAACAUUCCUCCCGCCUCCAUCUCUCCCUCUCCGCCUUCCCUCCCUCCGCCCUCACUUCUGUGCAUGCUUCCACUCCGUCCCAUGGCCACUCGCUCCCCGCUUGGCACGGGGAUGGGAGGAGGGUUCGGAGAUAUGGGUACAGGAGGUGGUGGUGUGUCUUUCGCCGGUGACGCAUGCGCACCCACCCUAGAUCUUUUGAAAUAGUGCCCACUCGUCGGUUUGGGCCUGCAAUGAGUCUCUCAACUGCUCAAGGAUAAGCACAUGAAAAACACGACUUGUUUAUGUAGGGGGUGCAUUCAAUUAAUACACAUGUUUUGUGAGUACAUAUCCUAUCCACAUUUGGGCCACUGAAAUUUAGCGCCCUUUCUCCUCUUAACAGUUUCUGAUGUGCAGAGUUCAGUAUCUCACAGUAGAAAUGACGGAUACAGGGGAAUAUGUGGUUGGGUGUUGUACUCUCUAAGAGCACGAAUCCUUCUAGCCU
Molecule: messenger RNA, 1602 nt
Organism: Closterium sp. NIES-67
Lineage: Eukaryota; Viridiplantae; Streptophyta; Zygnematophyceae; Desmidiales; Closteriaceae
Source: the annotation of a GenBank genome assembly